Messenger RNA from Cladophialophora yegresii CBS 114405, 1773 nucleotides. RefSeq lists its product as uncharacterized. Gene Ontology annotation, molecular function: protein binding. Gene Ontology annotation, cellular component: glucosidase II complex. Gene Ontology annotation, biological process: N-glycan processing. NCBI's taxonomy places the organism in Eukaryota, Fungi, Ascomycota, Eurotiomycetes, Chaetothyriales, Herpotrichiellaceae. Bases 1 to 1773 code for a protein of 590 amino acids. The transcript is spliced from 2 exons. The record is from RefSeq and is a predicted model, not a curated record.
AUGAUAUUAAGGUCGGAUGUGCUCUUGCUGAGCAGUUUCCUUGCAAUUUCUGCGCAGGCAGCAGAGACAAGAGCCUCCGAGUCUUCGCGGCCUCGAGGUGUCGGACCCGAAUUCGCCAAAUUCUACAAGUCCACCGCCUCCCCCGCCAAUUUCACAUGUAUUUCGAACCCGGCCAUUUCGAUCCCCUUCUCUCGCAUCAACGACGACUUUUGCGACUGCCCCGACGGCAGCGAUGAGCCUGGCACUUCGGCCUGCUCUUACCUCUCCCCCCUGUCGCCGCCCCAGUACCACCCGGGCCCAGACACGCUCUCCACGACGGCAAACACAACGUUAGCAUUACCGGGCUUCUACUGCAAGAACAAGGGCCAUGUGCCACAGUAUUUGAGAUUCGAGAGCGUCAACGACGGGAAAUGCGACUACGAGAUCUGCUGUGACGGGUCAGACGAGUACGCUUCCGUAGGGGGGGUCAAGUGCGAGGACAGAUGCGCGAGCAUCGGCAAAGAAUACCGCAAGCAGGAGGAGACGCGGCAGAAAGCCCUGCGAGCGGCGUUAAAGCGGAAGUCCCAGCUCGCGGCCGAGGCGGAGAGGCUGAAGAAGGAAGUCGAGUUGAAGAUUGAGGACGCCGAGAUCAAGUUGAAGGCAUUCCAGAUUAAUGUCAAAGAGGCCGAGGAGAACCUGAAGGAAGUGGAACGGCGAGAGAAAUUGAGGGUCGUCAGGGGCCAGUCCGCGGGCGGUGGCAAACUCGGGGUACUAGUCGGACUCUCAAAAUCACGGAUCGACGAGCUGCGGGCACAGCUGGCCAAGACCAAGAAACAGCGCGAUAGCAUGGUCGGCCGGGUCACGGAGCUCGAAGGUCUGCUGUCGGCCCUGCAGAAGGACCACAACCCGAAUUUCAACGACGAAGGCGUCAAGGCCGCGGUGCGCGGGUGGGAGGACUACGCGGCGCGCGACACGGACGACAACUGGACAGAAGCCGAGGAUCGCGAUCUCCAGGCCAUCCUCGCCGACGACACCGACGCCAACGGCAUCGACUGGGCCGAGUUCUCCCAGGAAAGUGACUUGGACGUGGAGUCUGACGUCGCAGCCCUGUAUAGCUUCACGUCCUAUCUCCCCGCGCCGCUCCGCGUCUGGCUCUCCGACAGCAUGGCCUCCUUGCGCAAGAUCCUCAUCGAGAACGGCGUGCUCCCCGACACAGGCAAGUCCGCCGACUCGGCCGCCCAGGAGUCCAAAGCCGUGCAGGACGCAAAGCGCACGCUGAGCGACGCGGAACGCGACGUGCGCAACGCCGAGAACGACAUCACCCGAUUCCGCGAGGACUUGUCGAAAGAUUACGGCCCCUUUGACGGCAUCUUCCGCGCGCUCAAGGACCAGUGCAUCUCAAAAGACAGCGGCGAGUACGAGUACGAGGUCUGCUUCCUGGGCAGCACGAAGCAGAGACCCAAGAAAGGGGGCGCACACACGGGGAUGGGCAACUUUGCGGGCUUUGACGCUGAAUUCGUGGAUGAAGGCGUCGACAAGGACGGGAAAGGCUUGGGCACGGGCAACAGAGUGGUCUUGAAGUAUGAAAACGGGCAGCAUUGCUGGAAUGGGCCAAACCGGAGUACCCGCGUGGUGUUGGCGUGCGCGGAAAAGGAAGAAAUCUGGAAGGUCAGUGAGAGUGAAAAGUGCGUGUAUCGGAUCGAGGUCGGCACGGCGGCGGUUUGCGAGUCGAGUGUCAAAAAGAAUGAAGAGCAGGAGAAAGCGGAUGAUGCUGCAAAGAAGGAUGAACUGUAG